UCAUCCUCUAAUCCUUUUAUCCCUGUCAGUUUGACAGAGGAGACUCUUCUGGAGGAGACCGCCGGACUCCCCACUCCUGUCCUCCGUUUGCUCCUCUUCUCCCCACAGGCUUAGGGACUACAGGCUUCAUCUGCGUGUUUAUGGGGGGUCUCUCCUGGGGUCUCGGGUGAGGAGUUUGGGGGGCUGCAGGUGGAUUUAGGCCGCGUGAACCAAGGUGACGGAUUAUCAGCUGACAGACUUGUGGGUUUUCAGAGAUGGGAGGUUUUUAGCUCCAGUUCACUGCACCGUCUGGUUCCAUUACCCCCCAAGAACCCACUGAGACAGAACCUCAUCCGUCAAAGUCAACCCUUCCUGACAGGAGGCAGCUGGAGGAGACACUCUGUCCACAGAGAGACAGCUGGAAGAACGGUGUGUCCAUGGCUAAAGUGGCUCCAGUGGACCCCCGUUGUGUCAGGGAGCGGCCACCCCCUACCAUUGUUCUACAGGACAUGGAGGACUCUGGGGAAGGAGUGAGAGUCGGCCGGAGAGCUGGACCCGGAUCUCUGUUCAACGUCAACAACAGCAACAACAACGAGGAAGACGAGGAGGAAAAAAAGAGGGAAAAAAAGGAGAAGAAAGCAAAAAAGGAGAAGAAGGAGAAGGACAAACAGGAGAAGAAGGAGAGGAAGGAGAAAAAACAGAAGGAAAAAGAGGAGAAGGAGAAGGAGAAGCAGAAGGCCAAAGAGAAGGAGGAGAAGGAGAAGAAGGCCAAGGAGGAGGCAGCCAAAGAGAUCACAGUCUUUGAUCCAGCUGGAAACAACUACUACCACUGGCUCUUCAUCAUCACCAUGCCCGUCAUGUACAACUGGACCCUCAUCAUAGCCAGGGCCUGUUUUGAAGAACUUCAGACCGACUAUCUGAUCCUAUGGUUCUUCCUGGACUUUGUCUCGGACAUCCUUUAUCUGCUAGAUAUGGUCUUCAGAACCAGAACCGGUUACCUGGAGCAGGGUUUGCUUGUGAAGGAUGAGAAGAAGCUGCGAGAGCGGUACAUGAUCAGCUUCCAGUUCAAGAUGGACAUGGUCUCCAUGAUCCCCACCGACAUAUUCUACCUGAUCCUGGGUGUCACCUAUCCAGAGAUCCGACUCAACAAACUCCUGCGCUUCAACAGGAUGAUGGAGUUCUUCCAGCGCACAGAGACCAGAACCAACUACCCAAACGCUCUUCGCAUCUCCAACCUGGUCAUGUACAUCCUGAUCAUCAUCCACUGGAAUGCAUGCCUCUACUACUCCUUCUCCAAAGCCAUUGGUUUCGGAGCUGACAGGUUCGUGUAUCCGGAUCCUGCAGACCCAGAGUUUGGUCGCCUGGUGAGGAAGUAUGCGUACAGCAUGUACUGGUCCACGCUGACUCUCACCACCAUUGGAGAAACCCCGCCCCCUGUGGAGAACUCUGAGUACUUCUUUGUUGUGACUGACUUCCUGGUGGGUGUGCUGAUUUUUGCCACCAUCGUCGGUAACGUCGGCUCAAUGAUCACCAACAUGAACGCGGCCAGAGCCGACUUCCAGGCUCGCAUCGACGCCAUCAAACAGUACAUGAGCUUCAGAAAGGUGACAAAGGACUUGGAGAAACGAGUCAUCAAGUGGUUCGACUUCCUGUGGACAAACAAGAAAGCGGUGGACGAGAGGGAAGUUCUGAAGUACCUGCCUGACAAGCUGAGAGCAGAGAUCGCCAUCAACGUCCACCUGGACACGCUAAAGAAGGUUCGGAUCUUUGCGGACUGUGAGGCCGGUCUGCUGGUGGAGCUGGUGCUGAAGCUGCAGCCACAGGUCUACAGUCCAGGAGACUACAUCUGCAAAAAGGGAGACAUCGGUAGAGAGAUGUACAUCAUCAAGGAGGGAAAGCUGGCGGUCGUGGCGGAUGACGGCGUCACGCAGUUUGUUGUUCUCAGUGAUGGAAGCUACUUUGGUGAGAUCAGCAUCCUGGCCAUCAAAGGCAGUAAGGCAGGAAACAGGAGGACGGCCAACAUCAGAAGCAUCGGGUACUCUGACCUCUUCUGUCUGUCCAAGGACGACCUGAUGGAGGCGCUAACAGAGUAUCCGGACGCCAAAGCCCUGCUGGAGGAGAAGGGAAGGCAGAUUCUGAUGAAGGACGGGCUGCUGGACCUGGAGGUGGCGGCCCAGGGCCCCGACCCCAAAGAGAUCGAGGAGAAGGUUGACCGCAUGACCAGCACGCUCGACGCCCUGCAGACCCGAUACGCCCGGCUGCUGGCGGAGAACGAGGCCACUCAAAGCAAAAUCAAACACCGGGUCACACGGCUGGAGAGAAAGCUAGCCCCGCCUCCACGACCUGACCUCCCUGGGGAUGCCCCGCCCCCUCCAACCCCUGAGACCGCUAAAGAGGAAGAGAAGAAAUAGGUGGAAGAUGAGGAGGAGCAGGAGGACUGAGAAGAAUCAGCAGGGCAGUCCUGAAGGACUGUAGGCAGGAGCUGAAGUUUGUUAUCCUGAAACACGUUUAGGGUUGGGAUCAGGUUUCCGUUAACCGUUUCACGUCUGGACUAGAUUUUCAGAGAAAGCCCUGACAGCCUGCUGGGAGGACGUUCACUGUCAGACAAGAACAACUGGAGAAGAACUGAGGUCCAGGAAGAACUUUACUCCGGAUGACAAGAGCACUAGAGGACUUCUGGAGGCGUGAUGUAGCAUUGUUGUCAUGUCGUAAAACACUGUAACAUACGUGAAGCAUGUAUGGAUUAGCUGUCUCAGUCCUGCAGAUGUGGUCUCUCUGUAGUUUUCACUUUGCAGCAUUGUUUUUAUCUAAACGCUCCACUGAAGGUCUGGGUUUGUCCAAACCUAAAGAUCGUGUUUGUGUUUCUGUGUCCAAUCGAUCGUAAAGCUUUACACACAUCCUGCAGAACGCUUUCUAUCCCCACAUUCACUCACAUGUUGGAGGAAACAUCAAAGAAAUCUGUCUUUAAACCACCGUUCAACCCUUUAUGCAAAUCAUGACGUUCCUACGGAUUCUGAAGUGGAGGAAAGCAGCUUUGUGCUGAUGUGCAUCACCUUUUCUCCAGGUCAGAAUCUGUAAUAAUGACAUUAAUUGUGUAAAUGAUCACAGAGUUAAAGAACUUCAGAGAAUGCAGUUAUGUUGCAGCUGUUGGCAACAAGGUUAAAGCACAACUUUAUCACUUACCCAACUCCCAAUGGUAACCCUUGUUCUAUCCUAGGCACUUUAACAUUGGGAGGUGGGUCAUCUAGACCCACUAGACAGAGCUCUGAACCUUUUUUCUUCAAUGAUUUGUGAUCUUCACUGGUGUCCAUGGAUUCCAUGAAAUCUUUCCACCUUUAUCCACCUUUGUCAUGGUAGGGAGAACACCUCAAUGGAAGGGGGGGGUCAUCUAAGAUAGCACAAGGGUUAAACAGAUCAUUGGACACAGAACCACAGCGGUUCAUGCUAACUAUGACUCUGCUGUAAAUUUGCUUGUAACCAGAAAUUCUGUAGAAAUAAAGACAUUUUAUAAGAAA
Messenger RNA from Oryzias latipes (Japanese medaka), 3494 nucleotides. RefSeq names its product cyclic nucleotide gated channel subunit alpha 1b (gene cnga1b). Gene Ontology annotation, molecular function: protein-containing complex binding; intracellularly cGMP-activated cation channel activity; intracellularly cAMP-activated cation channel activity. The record is from RefSeq and is a predicted model, not a curated record. Gene Ontology annotation, cellular component: plasma membrane; intracellular cyclic nucleotide activated cation channel complex. Lineage: Eukaryota; Metazoa; Chordata; Actinopteri; Beloniformes; Adrianichthyidae. Gene Ontology annotation, biological process: monoatomic cation transmembrane transport.